AUGUGUCAAAGACCAAGGAGCUGGUGGUGGAUCAGGAGGACCAGGAUACCGGUGACCACUAUUACCAUCCAGGGGGUCAGUGUGGACAAUGUGGAGAACUAUAAAUAUCUGGGACUCCACACUGACAAUAAACUGGACUGGGUUAAGAACACCGACGCCAUGUACAGGAAGGGCCAACUGCCGGACUCAAAGAGAAUUGUCCUUCUGGGGAAAACUGGAUGCAGCAAAAGCAGUUUGGGAAACACCAUAUUUGGAGGGGAAGUCUUCAAGAUCACCAAUUCGCCCGUUUCCGAACAAAGUCUGUCUCGAGGAGAAACCAGACCUGUUAAUGGCAGGAACAUCACUCUGAUUGACAGUCCCAGUCUUUUUGAUACCUGUGACUCUGAAGUCAUGCUUAAGACAGAGAUCCUGAGGUGCAUCACUGAGUGCGCUCCUGGACCUCACGCUUUCCUCAUCGUUCUUAAAGUCGAGAAAUUCACAAAGCAGGAGAAAGACGUCAUCAGAGAAAUAUGCAAGCACUUCUCUGAAGAGGCUCUGAAAUUUGCUGCUGUUGUCUUCACCCAUGGAGACCAGCUCCCAGAGGGAAGGAGGAUCGAGGACUUUGUCCAACACAAUGAAGAACUGAGCGACCUAGUGAAAAACUGUGGAGGCAGGUGCCAUGUUGUAGACAAUAAAUACUGGAACCGUAAUACAGAAGAUAAGUAUAGGAACAAUAAGCUCCAAGUGGCAGAACUACUGAGUACAAUUAAUAAGAUUAGUGAAGCAAAUGAUGGCAAGUUCUACACCAAUGAGAUGCUGCAAGCAGUGAAAAACCAAAUAGAGGUAGAGGAGGAAAAUAUGAAGCAAUCAUCGACUAACCAGUCAUCAGAGGAAACUAGAAACAAAGCUAAAAGUAGUGUGCUUGAUGAGUUAAUGAUCCAACUAGUGGGUACAGCUACAGGUGCAGUGUUAGGAGCAUUCCUUGGUGGCACUGAGCUACUAAUGAUUGGUAGAUUCGAAGGUUCAAAUAUUUCGACGCAAACUUCAAGUGCCUAA
Molecule: messenger RNA, 1035 nt
Organism: Xiphophorus couchianus (Monterrey platyfish)
Lineage: Eukaryota; Metazoa; Chordata; Actinopteri; Cyprinodontiformes; Poeciliidae
Product: GTPase IMAP family member 7-like
Exons: 2
Coding region: 1-1035 (344 amino acids)
Molecular function (GO): GTP binding
Source: RefSeq, a predicted model, not a curated record